AUGUCUGAGCACCAAACGCGGGCACUAUGCGUUGGGGAUGUACGAGGUCAAUUCGUACAAUUAGCCAAGAAAUUAUCAGUUAUCAAUGAAAAGAACGGCCCUUUCGAUAUCUUGUUUUGCGUUGGUGAAUUCUUCGGUACAAAUGAAACUGAGAAUGAAAGCGUUCUGAAUGGGAAAAUUGACUUUGUUAUUCCGACAUAUAUACUAGGGCCUUGUUCUCCUUCAACAUCCUCUUUUUGCCCGACGGAAUCGGUCGAGUUAUCAUCUACUAUAACAUACCUUGGUAAACGCGGCAUCCUAAACACUGCGAGUGGUUUACAGGUAGCCUAUCUCAGUGGUGUGGAAAGUUCUGCUUCCAGCAAAUUUCAGUUCAGUGAGGAUGAUGUGGAGGAGUUGCUUAUGCCUGUGAGAAAUCAGGCUGGAUUUUUGGGAGUGGAUAUUCUAAUGACGUCUAUGUGGCCAGCUGAGGUAUGGAAGCACGCUCACAACACACCUUCAUCAGAAAUACCAGGUUCAAAACUUAUAUCUCGCCUUGCCGCUGGUGUUAAACCGCGGUAUCACUUCGCUGGAAUGGGUAUUCACUAUGAGAGGCAGCCUUACAGAAAUCAUCGUGUUCUUCUUGAACCAGCUCAGCAUACUACUAGAUUUAUUGGAUUGGCGCAGGUGAACAAUAAGGAGAAACAAAAAUGGUUGUACGCAUUCAACAUCAAGCCAAUGCGUAAAAUGAGUCGUGAUGAACUCACGUUCCAACCUCCGAAUUCAUCUGAAUUCCCUUACAUGGAUAUUCUGCAAGAACUGCUGGCACAGGAGCAGCUAAAAAGGACUAAAAACCAUGAUUCAGUGGACCGAUACCGUUUUGACAUGUCUGAGGAGAUUGAGGACAACAUAGAUAGAGGCGGACGAAAAAGAAAGAGGAAUGACAACACCACUGGUGAAAAGCUUCCUGCCGCUCCAUGUUGGUUCUGCUUAUCGAAUGUGGACGUCGAAAAACAUCUUGUUGUGGCUAUCGGUGAUGCAUGCUAUGCUGCGAUGCCGAAGGGGCCACUUGUAGACGAUCACGUGAUGGUGUUGAGUGUCGGACAUGUCCAAUCCCUUGUUGCCGCUUCUGACGAUGUUAGAGAUGAAGUCGAAAAGUUCAAGAACGCCUUUAUUUUGGCAGCAGAUAAGGUUGGGAAAUCUUUAGUGUGUUUCGAGCGUAACUACCGUACGCAACAUCUUCAAGUCCAAAUGGUCCCUGUUCCAAAGUCAACAGUGAAGUCUCUCAGAGGAGCAUUCUUGAAUGCUGCCAAUCUAGCUGGAAUAGAUAUGAUGAUAAUGGAUGAAAAAGACAAGCUGACAGAUCUAGUAAACGAAGGCUGCCCCUACUUUUUUGUCGAAAUGCCAGAUGGCUCACGGCUGUUCACACGACAGAUGAAGGAAUUCCCAUUGCAAUUUGCCAGAGAGGUGCUGGCAAGCCGUCCAAUUCUUGACUGCGAAGCAAAGGUAGACUGGAGAGCUUGUGCUCUUAGCAAAGAAGAAGAAACCAAGCUUACCAAAGAGCUUCAGGAACGAUUUCGGCCUUUUGACUUCACCAAUGAAGAUGAUAGCGAUUGA
Molecule: messenger RNA, 1593 nt
Organism: Necator americanus (New World hookworm)
Lineage: Eukaryota; Metazoa; Nematoda; Chromadorea; Rhabditida; Ancylostomatidae
Exons: 14
Coding region: 1-1593 (530 amino acids)
Biological process (GO): mRNA splicing, via spliceosome
Cellular component (GO): post-mRNA release spliceosomal complex
Molecular function (GO): RNA lariat debranching enzyme activator activity
Source: RefSeq, a predicted model, not a curated record